Ictalurus furcatus (blue catfish) is the source of this 4163-nucleotide messenger RNA. It is a transcript of the gene hif1al, whose product is annotated as hypoxia inducible factor 1 subunit alpha, like. Gene Ontology annotation, molecular function: RNA polymerase II transcription regulatory region sequence-specific DNA binding; DNA-binding transcription factor activity, RNA polymerase II-specific; protein dimerization activity. NCBI's taxonomy places the organism in Eukaryota, Metazoa, Chordata, Actinopteri, Siluriformes, Ictaluridae. Gene Ontology annotation, biological process: cellular response to hypoxia; regulation of transcription by RNA polymerase II. The transcript has 15 exons. Bases 139 to 2037 code for a protein of 632 amino acids. The record is from RefSeq and is a predicted model, not a curated record.
GGAGACACAGAGACACAGAGAGAGAGCGAGAGAGCGAGCAAGUAAGCAAGCAAGCAGCUGCUGCUGCUUCUUCUCGCGGAUUGAUCUGCGCUAAAGGAAUAUUAUUUACAUUGAAGUUUGUGCCUCGUAACUUGCACUAUGACGACUACUGAGGUGAAAAGGCCGAGCUCAGAGCAGAGGAAGGUGCGUCUACGUGAUGCAGCUCGCUGUAGGCGGAGUCAGGAGACGGAGGUGUUCUACGAACUUGCCCACUCGUUGCCCCUGUCACGCCGCAUCACCUCCCACUUGGACAAAGCUGGGAUCAUGAGGGUGACCCUCAGCUACCUGCGUAUGCGCCACCUUCUCCACUCAUCAUGGACUAAGGCAUCGGCAGCGGAGGAGGAAGAGGAGGAUCCCACUGAUGCGUUCUAUCAGCAGGCCCUCGCUGGCUUUAUCCUGGUGUUGAAUGAAGACGGGGACAUGGUCUUCCUCUCUGACAAUGUCAACAAGUUCAUCGGCAUCACUCAGCUGGAGUUGCUUGGCCAAAGUGUGUAUGAGUAUGUCCAUCCAUGUGAUCAAGAGGAGCUGAGAGACCUUCUUACCACCAAACCUGGACUCUUUAAGAAGAAGUGUGAGAGUUGUACAGAGUGCAACUUCUUCCUGAGACUGAAAAGCACACUUACAAGCCGUGGCAAGACCGUGAACAUCAAGUCUGCCACCUGGAAGGUGGUUCACUGCACAGGCCGCAUGAAGACCCUAAAUCAGGAAGGGGAAGGCUCAUCCCCUGUGGGGAGCUACAUGACUCUGCUGUGUGAACCCAUCCCCCACCCGAGCUGUGUGGAGUUCCCUCUGGACAGCAGCACCUUCCUCACACGCCACAACAUGGACCUGCACUUCAUCCAGUGUGAUGGCCGGGUGACUGAACUUGUUGGAUACCAUCCCAAUGAUCUGAUUGGCCGGUCUGCCUAUGAUUUUUUCCAUGCACUUGAUUUUGAUCAUCUGACAAGGAGCUUGCAUGUUUUGCUCUCCAAAGGUCAGGUGUGCACUAACCUUUACCGCUUCCUGGCUAAGAAUGGAGGAUUUGUUUGGACUGAGACCCAGGCAACAGUGCUCUACAACAGCAAGACCUCGCAGCCUGAAGCUGUGGUGUGCCUCAACUUCAUCCUCAGUGCGGUGGAGGAGGCAGACACUGUGUUCUCCGUUGAGCAGACACGCAGUGAGGUGAAUCAGGACGAACCGAACGUGAUUGAGGUGGAGGACUCUGAGGAUGACGUGAGUAGCAGUAGCCGCAGCAGCAGCAGCAGUGAGCUUUUCCACAGAUUUAAGAACGAUCCUGAGGAUCUGCUGCAGCUGGCACCAGCCCCAGGAGAUACCAUCAUACCACUGACAGUGAAUACCGAGUUGUUCUUUUGCCCACCAUCCAGCCCCACCACAGUGCCCAAAUGUCCAAAGGAGCUGUGUACCCCCAAACUCCGCCAGCUCCUCUCGCCCAUAUUCGACAGCAGCUGCCCCUCCUCCCCUGAUCUGAGCUCGGCCGACGAGGUUCCCAUGGACACCGGUGAGGUGGAGAAGUUCUUUGCCAAUAAGCCAGAAGAGACUCAGAAAGAGCCAGUGCAGGAGCUGGAUGACAUGGAUCUGGAUAUGUUGGCACCGUACAUCUCCAUGGAUGAAGACUUCCAGCUGACCUUCCUGCCCCAGUUACCUGAGGCAGAGACACAGGCUACUGAAGCACCAAGCACAGCUUCUAAGAAAAGAGGCCUGGAGGAAAAGGAAGACAUGCCAUCUCUAACAUCCAAAUGGGAGAAGAGACUGAAGAACUGCCCCAUAGAGGAGGAGUUUCUGCUCACACCCUCCUCGCUGAUGGACUUGCAGGUUUCAGGUGAUUUAGAAGAGCUGGAUCCUGAGCGUUGGAAACAGAGUCAGCUACUGACAGACCGAGACCCUGUGCUGGGAGGAACACAAGCACUGUGUGAUACAGGAGCUUUGAUGAGCGAUUCUUUCUCAUCACAACCACCUGAUUUAAUGGCUCGUCUAACUGGGACUAUAUCACUCGUUUGAGGAGAGAAAUGUAACGGGAAUCAUGAAGCUACAACGAAGGUGCUUUGUCUUUAUUAUGAAUUCAUAAUAAAAAUGUGUAAUGGUCACAACACAGUUCAAGAAAUUCUGGUGAUCCAUCACCUGUGUAUUAAAACCACUUAUGAAAGAACAGAUUCUUUGCUGGUUUCUCUGAAGCUGAUAAGUAGCAGAACGGGUUGCGAGAACCGAGUUCACUUUAGUUGAGCAGAAUUAGUCAUGGUGUCGAUAUCAGCCACACCAUGCACCUCAAACUCAAGCAGAGCUAGCUGAUGCUGUGAAACAACGACCGUGCAGAUACCAACACUUACACAAAACAAUACAGAACUCUGUGUCCGAUGACAAGUUUGGAAAAUGUCGUGCAAUUUCAGACAUGGGCAAGCAGUUUAUUCAGAUCUUUUGCCUUUACUUUUUCUACUGCAUCAAUGAACACGGUCAAAGAAUUUGUUAAGCAAAAGAUCAGUUUAGUGUCUCAUGUUGCUGUGGCUAAGUAAAACAACCACAAUAUUGCAUUGUGUAACCCCAUCUCCGACCUUGCGGUUGCGAAUGAAAAGAAUUUCAUUUGUUUUUCUACCUGAAAUGAGCGACUUUUCGGUUCAUUUUGAGCCUCACUUUUAAAUCGAGGAAUAUACGUUUAAUCAACGCCAUACAUAACGCACACAAGUCCUCACUUCUUCUUUUUUUUUUGGUAACAUCUUUUUAUUAAGCAUUUUAUAUACCUUUGCAUAUGUAACAUGUAAUUAAAAAUACAGAUUGAUUUGUUUUGCUUCUCUUGUAUCUUUGUGAAUUUAUAGUAAUCAUUGAUACUUGUUUGCUCGUCUUGUGUCCAGAAGCUUGUCGUGUGUAAGUUUUAGCAGAUUGGGGGACAGUAGCCAGAAAGUUUUUAAACUGUCUUUAGCAUUUAAUCACUGAAUGUUUUGGAUUUUGACCAUGUAGUUUAUCGAUUACAUGAGCUAGCUUAAUCUGUAAUGAUACAGUAUUCGAUCUCAUAUGAAAACUUUCUUCAUGGAUUUGUUCUCAGUAACUUUUUUUGUUUUGUUUUGAGCGGACGGGGGAAUAUUUUCCGCUAUUUUUAAAGAUUCAGGUUGAGAAACCUUACAAGCUAUGUUGAUGGACAAUUAGAAAUGCCUUGCUUGUACAUUUUCCUUAUUAUUUUGCUGUCUGAAAUCCCUGUAUGUCUUGUUUCAUUUUGAAGUUUUUAAUCCUCAAUUUUAACCAUGAAUUAACUUUUUUUUUCUUUUUUUAAACAGAAAUACAAUAAAACUGAGUGUAUGAUCAUGUAGCCAAGUAAACCAUUCAGUUUAUUUUCUUUAAGAACAAGACAGCAGAAACGGACCCAAUCGAAUGGCAUUAAAAUAUUAUAACCCAGCUCUGUGUGAAUGAGUGUAUAUCCCCAUUGGCGGAUUGGCGUAACAUCUAGGAAGCCUGGACUGUCCCUUCCUCGCUGUGACCUUAAAUUCCAGUAUCUAUAUUAUUACAAACAUGCUGUAACGUUACUUAAGCUGUCUUUUGCCUUUGCAUAAUUACAUAAUUAUGCAGCUAAAUGACAUUUCUUUCUUUGGACCAUUUAUUAAAUCAGUUAGCUUACGAUUUUAACCAUGAGUAAAGUGAAAGAGCCCUUCACAACGUGUUACUUUAGAUUUGUAAUGUAGAAGUAAACUAAGGGCACAUUUUGUAGUGAAGUUGACCAACAGUGUUAAGCCCUUAGUUUACUGCUACAUUACAAGGCUAAUAUUUUGCUGAAGGCUGUGAAAAAGACAACACCUGAAACACCUCCUACUUUCUGAAACUCUCUCACUUCUGUUCCCUGUGAUGGUUUUCUCACCCACCACCUCCAUUCCUCCCCGUUCCCUCACCAUCCUACACCCAUGGCUCUGUUUUUUAAAAAAAAAAAAAAGUGAACUCAGACUUCCCUCCUCUUUUCCAAUUUCAUAAUGUUUCCUCACACUGCUGUUCUUUGAAGACAUGGCCUGUGUUUCAGUGGAGUUGAAUUUUAACAAUAGUGGCUACUGUAUGCUCUUAUAAAGAGUAAAGAUCGAGAGAGUAAAAAGCUUGUUGUACUUUCUAUGCUUCACUGAUACAAAUGUACUGUAAUAAAUGAUAUAAAUUUA